AUGGUUCGUUCUACCAAGACAUCUAACCCAUACCCUACCUCGUCCUUUCCCAGCAACACAAAUGAAACCAACAGAUUUGAUUCACAGGGUAAACAGCAGAAACAACGCAAUCAGAAGCUCGCCACGUAUGUCGACAACCUUUCCGCCGUGGGUAUGUCGGGCAAGUGGGUUCUCGCUGGAAAGUGGAACAAGCAAGAUGCACGGCGAUGGCAAGGCGAGGCUCCAGAGUACCAUGUCAAGAUUGAGGAGGUAGUCUCGAAAGCAACGGUGUGGAUCAACACCUACGAUGACAUUCCCUCCUUCGAGACUGUUGUGGAGGAAGUCAAAGCGGAGUUGGGUUCUUGA
Messenger RNA from Fusarium graminearum PH-1, 345 nucleotides. RefSeq lists its product as uncharacterized. Lineage: Eukaryota; Fungi; Ascomycota; Sordariomycetes; Hypocreales; Nectriaceae. The coding region runs from base 1 to 345 and encodes 114 amino acids. The transcript has 2 exons. The record is from RefSeq and is a predicted model, not a curated record.